Molecule: messenger RNA, 2292 nt
Organism: Lachancea thermotolerans CBS 6340
Lineage: Eukaryota; Fungi; Ascomycota; Saccharomycetes; Saccharomycetales; Saccharomycetaceae
Gene: PET127
Product: Pet127p
Exons: 1
Coding region: 1-2292 (763 amino acids)
Biological process (GO): mitochondrial RNA 5'-end processing
Cellular component (GO): mitochondrial envelope; mitochondrion
Source: RefSeq, a predicted model, not a curated record
AUGCUGAGCCCAAGCCGCUGCCUUACGCUACACCGAUGCCGUUUCAAUACGAGUGUUUCGUUGGCUAACCUGAAAGGUUUCAGUACAGACAGUGGCGGGGAAGUGGGCAAGGAACUGGAACACGCUUUGAACCUCUCUAAUGAGAUUAGCAAAACGAGCGAACAAAAGUUGCAUUCAACUCAGGCCGGCGAAGACCAGGAGGCUACGAGAACAAAGGCUAGCGGAAAGGCCAGCCUCAAGUAUGUUAAGGAAGUUGACCGGAUGUUAAAUCGCGAACGCGGCCCAACUCGAAGCCAAGGACAGAGGAUCCUGGAGACGGCAAACAAAAUCCUACAGCGAAAAGAGGGCUCGGCCAAAACUUUCAAAGCACAGUUCUGCGUGCAGCCGUCCGGGAUAAGCUUCGAGCCAAUCAAGGCGACAGGUGGAGCUGAUGCGAAGCCCCCAAAGCUAUGUCAUGAGCUGGACCGAGUUUUGUUCCAACCCAUGAACUUUCACAACCUUCAGGAUGCUCGAUCUGGCACCUACAACUUCAGUAAGUGGCUUGAAAACAUUAUAAAGGUUGACGACUUCGAUUUCGAAGCCGUGUCCGAGUUUGUAACGGCAUCCAAAGAUAAAAAAAUGCUGGAGCUGACACAAGAUCACAACAAAAGAUACUAUUCCUCCACUAGCUCUAUGACGGGCAUCCUUUCACACAUGCAUUUUCUCAUUUCCAAUUUCAGGAAAACAAACAUGUCCAUGAUUUCCAAGCACUUCGCGGAGCGCUCUGCGGGCUUUACCUGGGGCGCGCAGCUGCCAGCUGUUGUCAUAAUGAAACGCAUGAAACAAGAAAAGGAGGUUUACUCAAUAGACUCUGACAAGUCUUCUGAUCGUGAACUCAUUUUAUCACUCUUAGGGCAUGCUCUUGAGACUGUCUUAACUACUGAGGAAAAACAAUUUAAGCAGGUUUACGACAAAUCGUCAAGAACUGAUGCCUCUGUCCGAACUCCACCGGCAGGAAGCUACCACUAUGCUAAGAUUCAAGACUUUGUGCUCAGGUCUCAAUUGGAUGCGUACCAUGAUAAGCUGCCCGGAACAGGCGUGUUUGAUCUCAAAACAAGAGCAGUAGCGGCUGUAAGACACGACAUUGCAUAUGUCGAGAAAAAUGAUAAUUAUACCGGAUACCAAAUUCAACAAACGCUCGGAAAAUUCGAAUCGUUCGAAAGAGAACUCUUUGAGCUGAUAAGGAGCACCAUGCUCAAAUACUCACUACAGGCCCGCAUUGGUUGCAUGGACGGCAUAUUUGUUGCUUACCACAAUAUAUCAAAAAUGUUUGGCUUCCAGUAUCUCCCUUUUGAGGAGAUGGAUCAUAUUUUGCAUAGCUAUAAAUGCCGAUCGUUCGAAAACGUGCUUGAAGGCCGAAGCGAAGCCUUCAAGGCAAUAUUCGGAGAAGAGGAUUUUAUAGUCAAACAUGACUAUGCGAAUUUCGAACGAAAAAUAUCAUCUGCAAUCGCUGACAGCGAGUUCAAGAUUUCGAUGUCUGUGCUUAACAAUUUGCUGCGGUUAGUCGAGUCUGAGCUCCCCGACAAAUCCUACUCUUGUAGGUUGGUAUUCAAAGCUGAAAAAAAGAGGGUAUUUGACAAAAGCGGCAAUUCACGUAAGGUUCCAGUGCUUAAUGUCAUAGUGGCACCUUUGACAGAGGAACAGACCAACGAAUUUCAGAACACAGACCUGAGAAAAGAAUGCCUACAAGAUAAUGGUAAAACCAACAAUUACAUACAAAGAAUGCGCCAGCUCAAUGAAAAGACAGCAAAAACACUUAUUGGCUUUGAAGUUUUUGUCGAGCAUGAAGUUCAGCAUCACCCAGACACUAUAAAGCAGCCCCGUUUUGCUGACAAGAAGUCAACGGUGUUAGACGAAAAGGCAAAAAGGUUCGUCAAGGCAGCAACUCAAAAGAACUACUAUGAGGAUCUUGCUGAGUGGAAACACGUUCAAUUCUUUCACCCACUAGACAUCUUGAAGUGGAAGCCUAAGUUUGAAGUGAAUCAAAUAACUAAUGAGGACAAGUUAAGGAAAUUGUAUCUUGCAUACUUAGAUGACAGGCUCUCCGCAUUGAGAGGGCAAAGCACGUCGGAUAAGCCACCGAAGGCUUCGCGGGACAUCAUAUCCGAACGCAUCAAAAAUUUCAUGUCAGGAGAGAGUGCAAGCAACGGAGAGAGAGGCGCCACUGCUGACAAGACAGAAGUCUCACAGCUUCAGGCGGUUUUACGUGCAUAUUCGAAAAAAGGAGAGCUCGCUGUGAAGCACUCUAAAUAA